AGAUCCAACCGACAUUCGUCCACACUCCACCCUAUACAUUCCAAAAAUGCGCUUCAUUCUUGGCGGGUAAAUAAAUUUUCAAAUUUUGGCGAAAAAAGCUUUUCCGUAAGCAACCAUACAUCGAUUCCCCCAUUUCCAUCACUACCGGAAUGAAAUCCGUCCUCCAGUGCUGCUUCCCCCCACUGCUCCCCCCUUUCAACUUCAAAUGGGGGGUUCAAGCGUCCUCCGGUUAACGAGUCUCCUUUUUAUUUUCAAGUAGUUGAUUUACCCAUAAAUUAUUUGCUUAAGUGUUUGAUGGAAAAUGUAUUCCUUAUUUGAAAAUAUGGCUUAAAUUUAAGAGAAUCUUUUUUUAAAUACUUACAAUAAUUUAUCUGUAUUUUAAAUAUGUGACAGUGAAAUGGAAUUUACCAAGAAAAUAAAAUCACUUGUCAAUUUAAGACAAGCCAGUCGCUCAUCAGUAGACUUGACUGAAAUAGGAUCACCAGAAUCUGAGGAGCCAGUUAUUACUCGUGAAAAGGAGCCUGUCCACAAAAGUCUGAAUGAUCCUCAGGUUGAACAAGAGAUACUUAAUUCCAUAGAAGCUGUGUUUUAUAGUGAUGAAUCCUUUGAUGCUAGCGAGCACAAGCUGAAAGAAGUUCCUGAAGUUCCCGACAUCAAUGAAAUUGCUAAUGAAAGAACAAAACUGGUAUCACAGCUGCAUGUGGUUUCAAAGAAAUUAUCAGAUCUAAUUCUGCAGAACCAGUCAGCUCUGGCAGAAGAGUUGCAAUGUGUCACAGAAAUGCAGAAGACUUUGGAGGAAGCUUGCACAAUUUGUGGACAAAGUAGAAAUCUCCUAGCACAAACAAAGCAGGAUUUCACCACUGCCAGCCUUGGCAUUUUAGCUAGUUAUAGAAAGCGAGAGCAAUUAAAAUGCCUGCUACGCUCUUUGUGCAUGAUUAAGACUUUGCAAGAGACAGAUGUGAGAUUACGAGAACUGCUAGAAGAAGAAGAUUAUCCAGGUGCCAUCCAGUUGUGUUUAGAAUGUCAGAAAGCUGCUAGCACAUUUAAGCAUUUCUCCUGCAUUAGUGAAUUGAGCACGAAAUUGCAAGAUACUCUUGUCAUGACCGAAGAACAGUUGGAUGUGGCAUUAUCAAAAGUUUGUACCCAUUUUGAUAAGGUCCAUUAUGAAAAACUUCAAGAGGCCUAUAGCUUGCUUGGUAAAACACAGACUGCUGUUGAUCAAUUACUGAUGCAUUUUGCCAGUGCCAUCCACAACACAGCUUUCACGAUUGUUUUGGAAUAUGCAGAGAAGAACUCCAGCGGGAAGGUGCGGAGCCACCAAAAGAGACAGUAUUCUGAUUUAUGCCAGCUAAUAGAUUCAGAAAACUUCACUUCUUGUCUUGUGGAUCUUUGCAAAGCUUUGUGGCAGAUAAUGCACAGUUACUGGUGUAUUCUGGAAUGGCAUGAUAUUUUCAGUGUGAACAGGAAUCAGAUGAAUGAGAGUGUCAACAGUGAUGAAUUCAAUCGUAACUACAUUCAUCAGAAGCUUGAACAUGGUCUUCUGAGAGUGUGGCAAGAUGUGCAGCAGAAGGUCAAAUCAUACAUUCUUGCCUCCGACAUGUCACAUUUCAAGUUUGAUGAAUUUAUACAUAUCUUGGCCCUCAUUCAAAGGUUGAUUGAUAUUGGUGAGGACUUUUGUGGUAGUCGAUCAGAAGAUUUGCAAGAAUCUGUUCGAAAACAAUCUGUGAAUUAUUUCCGAAAUUAUCACAGAGGUUUUAUGGAAGAAUUGCGCACAUUCCUUGAGAAUGAAAGCUGGGGAAUUUGUCCUGUCCAUUCUGCAUUUUCCGCUGUUCAUUUACAGGAGUUCCGAUUUCUGGCUCGAACUACUUCCAAAUCUUUUUCUUCUCCAGAAAAAUCAGACAAAUCCAGUCGUGACAGCUUCUUCAAGAAACAAACGGAUUUCAGUAAUCCUUUUGAUGAGAAGUUAGAAGAGGAGGAAAAAGAAGAUAUACUUUCACCUUUAGAAACUGAUGAUUUAGAGAAGAUUCAUUAUAAUUCUGAUAGUGAUGACUCUGAAAUUCCAGAUGAACUCAAAAAAGAGUUCAUUGAUGAAAAUGCUGAAGACAUUCCAAGAAAAGUACAAACUAAAAUGAGUAAAAAAUCCUCAAGUAGUGGAAGGAAGAAACAAGUUCCUAUCUUAACCAACACAGCACUGAAUGUUUUACGCUCUUUUGGGAAAUACAUGCAGAUGAUGAGUGUCUUAAAACCCAUUGCCUUCGAUGUCCUUAUUUGUAUGACACAACUUUUUGAUUAUUAUAUGUAUUCUGUCUACAUUUUUUUUGCAAAAGAAAUGAGUGAUUUGACUGAAAAUAUUUUAAGCAAUAAACUGAAGACAACCUUAAAGAGGAUAAGAGAAAAUUUAAUGGUUGAAGAAGGAUCUGAAGCUUUUAACAGUCGGAACAAGGACAAAAUCCCACCUCCUGCACUCUCUGUAGCUGUUGAUUUAAAAAAAGCAGAAGAUCUGUAUGGGUUGGCAGAAAGAGUAGCUGCAGCAGAAUCUCUAGUGUUUUUAGCAGAACAAUUCGAACUUUUACAUCCUCACUUGGAGCUCUUGAUUCCUUCCACUAAAAGAGCUUUUUUACAACAAUUCUGCUCUCAGACUGUGAGUCAGGCUGCAGAGCUCCGCAGGCCUGUCUACAUGGCGGUGGCUGCCAGGUCAAUUGAUUAUGAGCAGAUUGUGGUUCUUAUGAGCACUGUGAAAUGGGAUGUCAAUGAAAUUAUGUCUCAGCAUAGCAGCUAUGUCGACAUUUUACUUAGAGAGCUGCAGGUAUUCAGCAUGAGGUUGUCGGAAGUGUCUCGGAGGGUCCCCGUCCCGAAAGAAGCGUACGAUCUUCUGUGGGAACACUGCAUUAGACUAGCGAAUCAUUCCUUUAUUGAAGGUUUCUCUGGUGCCCGCAAGUGUACAAACGGUGGACGAGCGCUGAUGCAGCUGGACUACCAGCAGUUUGUGAGCAAACUCGAGAAGCUUACCGAGCUGCAGCCUCUGCCUGGCAAAGAACUCGUGGAAAGCUACAUUAAAGCCUACUACAUGCUGGAGCAGAAUUUAGAGCAGUGGAUUCGUUCGCACAAGGAAUACACCAACAAGCAGCUGAUAGGCCUCGUCAGCUGUAUUACACAGUUGAAUAAGAAGGGCCGCCAGAGACUCAUCAAUCUGAUUGAAGAGGGAGACAAGCUGCGUAGGUGACACUCAAAUUGCGUUAUAAUUGUACAGCUGCUGGGUUAUUAAUAUUUUAAAUUUUUGAGUGUAUAUUUAUAUCAGAUGUUUUCAAAUAAAAUUAAUUGGUAAAUGGC
Molecule: messenger RNA, 3330 nt
Organism: Argiope bruennichi
Lineage: Eukaryota; Metazoa; Arthropoda; Arachnida; Araneae; Araneidae
Gene: Vps50
Product: syndetin-like
Exons: 26
Coding region: 398-3223 (941 amino acids)
Biological process (GO): retrograde transport, endosome to Golgi; endocytic recycling
Cellular component (GO): EARP complex
Molecular function (GO): SNARE binding
Source: RefSeq, a predicted model, not a curated record